Grosmannia clavigera kw1407 is the source of this 3702-nucleotide messenger RNA. Its product is annotated as condensin complex component cnd1. Gene Ontology annotation, biological process: mitotic chromosome condensation; mitotic cell cycle; meiotic chromosome condensation. Gene Ontology annotation, cellular component: nucleus; condensed chromosome, centromeric region. NCBI's taxonomy places the organism in Eukaryota, Fungi, Ascomycota, Sordariomycetes, Ophiostomatales, Ophiostomataceae. The transcript has 2 exons. Bases 1 to 3702 code for a protein of 1233 amino acids. Gene Ontology annotation, molecular function: histone binding. The record is from RefSeq and is a predicted model, not a curated record.
AUGGAUGCUGUCAACUUUGAUAUCAACAAUGCGCUCAAGCAUUACAUGAGCGACCCGGCAGCCAUCCCGACGCCCGAGGCCGCCUCGUCGCUAUACGACUGCGAGAACGACCCGGAGUCGUUGACGAAUGCCGUGGUCAACCCAGUGCUGAACCCCAUUGUCGACGCCGUGGCCGAGAGCCCGGACGCGAUCACACGCAGCCUCUACUUUGACUCGCUGCAGUUCCUUCUCAAAUACACGUCCUUCCUGCCGACACAUGCACUCAGCAAGGUGUUUGACCUCAUCACGUCAGGCCUGUCGGCCGAGGCAGAUGCGGUGCACCACGAUCUCGAGUCGGACGAGCAGGACCUGGUGGCCCAUCACAAGCAGCUACUCGAGAUCUAUGGCUUCCUGUUGCAGUGGACGGUUUCUGCGGUAGAGACGCGCGCAGCCGAGAAGUCGUCGGCCGCGCCGGCGGCACGCCGCGGCAAGGCCAAGGCGGGCGGUGCGGGCAAAAAGGGCAGCACGGCGGUGGCGGACGACGGCAGCUGGGACUCGUCGGCGCAGCUGCAGACAGCUCUCGAGACGAUGUGCAAGGUGCUGCGGCUGAAGCUGUCCAAGAUCUUCCUGACAACGUCGGAGCGCGACACGUUUAUCGGGCUGCUCACGCGGCCGGUGUACCUGAUCCUCGAGAGCGAACAGCGGGUCAAGUCGACGGCAAUCCGCAUGCACGCCUUCAAGGUGCUCUGCAUGGCGGUCAAGCACCACGGCCACGGCUAUGCAGCGCAGAUCUCGAUCGUUCAGAACCUGACGUACUUUGAGCACCUGUCGGAGCCCAUGGCCGAGUUCUUGCACAUUCUGUCGGAGCAGUACGAUUACGAGCAGCUGGCCAAUGAGAUUCUGGUCGAGCUCAGUAACAAGGAGUUUAGCAGCAACGACACGCGAGGACCCAAGUCGGUGUCGAGCUUCAUCAUCAAGCUGUCGGAGCUGGCGCCGCGGCUGGUGAUCAAGCAAGUGGCAUCGCUUAUUAAGCAGAUGGACAGCGAGUCGUACACGCUGCGCUGCGCGCUGAUCGAAAUCUGCGGCAACAUGAUCGCCUACCUCAGCCAACAGGAAGAGCGCGGCGAGGACCACAAGUCGCAGCUAAACGCCUUUUUCAGCGUGUUGGAGGAGCGGUUCCUCGACAUCAACCCGUACUGCCGGUCACGCACGAUCCAGGUAUACACACGGCUGUGCGAGCUCGAGAUGAAGUUCCCGAAGCGGCGGUUCCGGGCGGCCGAGCUGGCCAACCAGAGCCUCGAAGACAAGAGCAGCAACGUGCGGCGCAACGCGAUCAAGCUGCUGGGCUGUCUGAUCAAGACGCACCCGUUCAUGGCGCUGCACGGCGCACAGCUGUCGCGCAAGGACUACCAGGAGCGGCUGGAGCUGGUGGACCGUGAGAUCCAGGCGCUGCGGCCACCAGAAGGAGCACCAGACCUGGGCGAGAACGGCAACGCGACGGGCCUUGUGGACGAUGCGACACAGAUCGAGGCGUCGCCGCAGAAGGCUAAGACGGUGGCGGAGAUGACGGAUGAGGAGAAGGUGGCGGCGGUGCUGAAGGCGCAGGAAGAGGCGGCGACGUCGGAAAAGAUCAGCCGGCUGACGGUGGCACGCAAGUACUACUCGGAGGCGCUCAAGUUCAUCCGGAUUCUGCACGAGGCGACGGAGACAGUGUGCCAGCUGCUGGGGUCGCGCAACAAGAGCGAGGUGAUCGAGGCGAUGGACUACUUUGAGAUUGGCGAUGCGUACAACAUUGAGAACAACAAGGUUGGGAUCCGGCGGAUGCUGCGGCUGAUCUGGACCAAGGGCAACAGCGACGAAGGCAAGGGGGUGCAGAUGCACCUGAUCGACUGCUACCGGCGGCUCUUCUUCGAGGCGCCGGACUCGUUUGGACCCAACGACGCGGCCAACUAUGUGGCACGCAACAUGAUCAGCCUGACAUUUGGGGCGACGCCCGCAGAACUGACGUCGCUGGAGCAGCUGCUGGCAACGAUGAUGAAGGGGGGCCUGAUCGCAGAUGUGGUGGUGGCGAAGCUGUGGCAGGUAUAUGGGAUCCAGCAGAAGGAGAUAUCGCGGAAGCAGCGUCGGGGUGCGAUCAUCGUGCUGGGAAUGCUGGCGACGGCGAGCCCGGAGAUUGUGGUGGGCGAGAUGGAGACGAUGCUGCGGACAGGGCUGGGCCGUCACGGGCGAGCAGACCUGCAGCUGGCCAAGUACACGUGCGUGGCACUGCAGAGGAUCAACCCAGGCGGCUCGGCAGCGGUCAGCUUCGUGCGGCUACCCAACGAGCAUGCGGUGCUCUUCCGGCUGGCAGCCAUGCUGGACGUACCAUCGGACGACAAGGAGUGGUUCGGGGUGGCAGAGCAGGCGGUCAAUGCGAUCUACGCGCUGUCGAAGCAUCCAGACGUGCUCUGCUCGGAGAUCAUCCGGCGGAAGACACGGGUGGUGUUUGGGGGAGGGGCUUCAUCGGCCGGAGCUCGACAGGAAUCGCCGUCGUCACGGCCGGGAUCACGUGAUGCGGGCGAUGCGACGGUGGUGGAAGGUACUGGAGAAGACUCAAGCCUGGGCGAAGUCGAACAGGACCAGAGCAAGAACAACACGAUUGCACUCUCGCAGUUGCUCUUCGUGGUGGGCCACGUAGCGAUUAAGCAGAUUGUGCAUCUGGAGCUGUGCGAGCAGGACUUUAAGCGGCGCAAGCAGGAGAAGGAGAAGGAGGGCGCAUCCAAGGAGGAAGCAGCAGCAGCAGCAGCAGCCAACACACGACGACCGGGACGCGGCAAGAAGAGCAGGGCGUCGACAGCAGCACCGGAAGAGGGCGACGAGUUGGACCUGAUCGGCGGGACGACGGAGGACGACUUCACGGAGGCGAUGCAGCACAUCCGAGAACGGGAGCUGCUGUACGGACCGACGUCACUGUUGGGGAUGUUUGGGCCGCUGGUGUCGGAGAUCUGCGCGAACAACACGUCGUACCGGGACCGGGGACUGCAAGCGGCAGCGACGCUGUGCAUGGCGAAGCUGAUGUGCGUGAGCGCCGAAUACUGCGAGGCGAACCUGCCGCUGCUGAUCACGAUCAUGGAGCGGUCGGGCGACGCGACAGUGCGGUCGAAUGCGGUGAUUGCUCUGGGUGACAUGGCAGUAUGCUUCAACCAUCUGAUCGACGAGAACACGGACUUUUUGUACCGGCGGCUGGCCGAUGCGGAUGCAUCAGUCAAGCGGACCUGUCUCAUGACGCUCACCUUUCUCAUCCUGGCCGGUCAGGUCAAGGUCAAGGGCCAGCUGGGCGAGAUGGCCAAGUGUCUGGAGGAUGGCGACAAGCGGAUCGCCGAUCUGGCCCGCAUGUUCUUCACCGAGCUUUCGACCAAGGACAACGCGGUGUACAACCACUUUGUCGACAUGUUCAGCCUGCUGACAGCCGCGCCGACGUCGGGCGGCGGCGUGGGCGGACAGCAGAAGCAGCAGCCGCUGAGCGAGGACGCAUUCCGGCGGAUUGUCCGGUUCCUGCUCGGCUUUGUCGAGAAGGACCGCCACGCGCGACAGCUGGCCGAGAAGCUGGCCGCACGGCUGAGCCGCUGCGAGACGGAGCGGCAGUGGAACGACGUGGCAUUUGCGCUGGGGCUGCUGCAGCACAAGAGCGAGGACAUCAACAAGGUCCUGUCGGAAGGCUUCCGGGUGGUGACGAUAGGGUAG